This is a messenger RNA of Synchiropus splendidus (mandarinfish), 3034 nucleotides long. RefSeq names its product zinc finger protein 451 (gene znf451). Bases 407 to 2950 code for a protein of 847 amino acids. NCBI's taxonomy places the organism in Eukaryota, Metazoa, Chordata, Actinopteri, Syngnathiformes, Callionymidae. Gene Ontology annotation, biological process: regulation of transcription by RNA polymerase II. Gene Ontology annotation, molecular function: DNA-binding transcription factor activity, RNA polymerase II-specific; sequence-specific DNA binding. The transcript has 13 exons. The record is from RefSeq and is a predicted model, not a curated record. Gene Ontology annotation, cellular component: nucleus.
AGUGACGCAGGGCAGCAACAUCACGGAUGUUCAGGGACGAGGCUGGCCUGAGCUGGGACUCACCGCGGCUCCUGGAGCGUCCAGCGAACACUGAUUUUAUUGGAUGCUUUCCUUCACGGAGCUUGCGAUGCCAGCAACAGAAAAACAAAAUAGUAGCGAUAGUCCCGAGCAAAAGCAGCAGUAACAGCAGCACACACUGGAUACUAUACGGCCUUAAGAGGACCAAAAACGCCGCAGCGAUCAUCCUAAGUCGAGGUAGAGAACAGCAGAAUGUCCGCUCCCUUUGCGUCGCUGUUGAAGAUGACAAGUGACUUCACACUUGGAUCAUCGCAGAGCAGGCUCCGUGUCGGGGAUUGGUCCGAAUGACAGAGAUCAGAGGAAUGUUAUCAUUUUGUGCGAGGAAAACAUGUCCUCUCCCACUACAGCAGCGGGCGACGAAGAGGCGGAGGAGGUCGAUGAUGUGGAGUUUGUCUCAGAGGGGCCACUGAGACCUGUGUUGGACUCAAUUGAUCUGCUAAGUGACAGUGAAGAAGAAAAAUGCUCGUCAUGGGUGGAAACGACGGCUGAAAAGGUCCAACGUCAAAGAGAUGAGGCUAACGCUGCAUUGGCUAAACUUGCGCUGCGAGUGGAACGGGAAAAACGUGAAAGGGCCGAGAAACUUAAAGCAUUCAAGGAAAAGCAAAACAUCCAAAUGACCCGUGCCAAAGAGUUCCUCUCUUCUGUCACGAGCGAAAGUCAGCUAGAAGCAAGGCGUUGCGUCCAGAUGUGGGCGAAUAUGCCAGAUCCUACUCAGAGGAGAAGGCACAGAGCUCCAUCAUUCUCGCCGAACACCUCGACUCGAUACACGUGUCCGGUUAGUAACUGUGGCCGAAUAUUUGACAACCCACUUCUCCUUGGUGGUCACUUGAAAAGAUUCGACCACUCUCCGUGUGACCCCACCAUCCACCUUAAAGGAAGUCCGUCAGAGAUCUUUGCAUGCGUGGCUUGUGGUCAGCAUUUCCCUACGAAGGAAAGCUGGAGCGCUCAUCGAGAAUCCAAGCUAGCUCUUUCCAACACCGAAUGCCACAGUGUGACGCAAACCUUUCAGCUGAUCGUGUGCUUCGCUUGCCCCGCCUGCUUCCUUCUCUUCAGCCUCCGCGAUGAGUGUCUUCAGCACAUGUCGACCAAGAAUCACUUCACAGAGUCUCUCCCACUGACCGCAUCCAGUAGCUCGCCGCAGCCAGUUCCAAUUCCACAGUAUGUUAAAGAAUCUCUCAUCGCACUGUGCCAAGAAACAUCCUUCAGCGUCCGGUGUGGCAGGUGUCAGGCCGUACUGAAGUCCCAUCAGAGUGCAAUGGCUCACUUCAAUGUGAAAUGCAGAAACAGUAGUUUAAUAGCCACGGCGGAUAAAACGAUCGUGGAGGUGAUGAGACGGCUCCAGAUAAGGGGCCAGUGCCUCCUCUGUUGCCAGCUCUUUCUGAGCCAGGCUGACAUCGAAGAACACAAAGAGUCGACCCAGCACGAUGUGGAGAUCAAUCAAACCAUGGCGAGAGCGCUUCUCCAACACGGCAGAUUUGGCGAAACUCAACUCGGCACCAGAUCAAAUGAAGUCCUGGAGAAAAGCCUCUCCAUCGACCAUUGGAUUCCGAAGGGAAAGCGGAUGAGAAAGAGGAAGACGUCUGGGGAAACACCUGCCAAACGGCGGAGACAAAGUCCCAGCUUGGUCAUAGGAUGGGUCUGUGAGUGUGGCCAGCAGUUUUCUGAGGAAGCGAAAGCUCUUAAGCAUCUAAUGGCUGCGAACCAAAUAUUCCACCAGUGUGGCUUGUGUGGCAAGCAGAUGGGUGAAGCUUCAAUAACUCGCCUGCACAUGUGCCGCUUCCAUGGAUUCGCAAAUUUCUCCAACUUCUUUUUUUACUGCUGCAAGUGCAGCACGGUGAUGCCGGAGGUGGAGGACGUCCAUUCCCACGUGUCUGAGAAUCACAAGGGUCACACUUUUUUUUCCGAACAAGAAGUGUCGGAGGCAGCUCUGGCGAUGAUGCCUGCCAAGCCGUCCACCAGCUACGAUUGCGCUGCUAAACCGAGCACUGCAGGCUCUUCAAAACCGACGCGGACGUGGAUGUGCAGAAUGUGCGAGGACAUUUUCGACUCGGAGGCUGCCGUGCAGAAACACUGUAGUGGGGUCAACAAUCACAGUUUCCAGAGGUUCAUCUGCGGACACUGUUCCCAGAAGUUCUUUAAGGAGACCACCCUGCACCGGCAUUGUGUGAGGGAGCACGACGGCCGGAUUAAAGGCGGCUUCUUUUGCGGGCUCUGCGACAGCAUGCAGUUUGAAUCCAUUAGUGAGUUCUUGGAGCACUACAAAAGUCUUCACAGCAAAGACUACUACUGCUUGGAUGAAGCAGAAGUCGUGCCGCCAACUGUUCCUCAAAUUUGUCCCUGCUUGGGCUCAGAGAAAAGCAGCGAGGAACUGAAGCCCAUAAAGACAAGGUGCAUGAAAGAGCUGGCCUCUGAAGGCAAGUGCCAGUACGUGUGCGAACCUUGUAGUGUGACUCUGUGCACUUACGGUAAAAUCAAGACUCAUGUAGCCAUGAAGCACCCGUCAUUGAACCUGGACAUGAGCUUUGAGGUUGUGUGCACAAUCUGCCCGGAGACUUUCAAGGACGUACCGAGUUUCCAUACCCACUACCACGACCUACACUGCACACUGGAGCCCUGUCGGAGCUCCAGGACCAUUGGGACAAAAGUGAAAACUGAGUCCACAACUGUGGGAGAACUGGACGCUGAAGAGAUGAAAACAGACACAAGUGUCAAGGAUGAAAUGGAGGAUCCAAAUACAAUACAGGCCACUGCAAAAGAUGCCGCCAGUUCAGAUGAAUCUGAUGAAGAUGUGAAGCGAGCUUUGGCCUUCAGUCUGGAGGAAGAUUCACCAGAUUUACAAGAAGCUCUCCAAAGAAGCAUGUUGGAUUUCUAAGAAAAAUUAAGGUUUCAUUUUCCAGCUUAGUUCCUUUGUUCUGUUGUUCAUUUUCAGAAAGUAUUAAAGUUAAUUUCAAUGUCA